Molecule: messenger RNA, 4956 nt
Organism: Salmo salar (Atlantic salmon)
Lineage: Eukaryota; Metazoa; Chordata; Actinopteri; Salmoniformes; Salmonidae
Product: septin-9
Molecular function (GO): GTP binding
Source: RefSeq, a predicted model, not a curated record
CUAGAGAUAGCCUGGCCUUGAGGUUAACUCCCUGUUGUCUGCGUUCGAUCCUGAUAAAUUCAAUAAUUCACUCAUUUACUUCAAGUCCACGAAGUAGCGGUUCCCCUGAUUUUCCCACCAGCCAGGUGUGUUCGGAAAGCUGAACGUUCCAGGAUUGGGAGGAAUAGGGAGAAAAGCGCGCACCGAGAUACCUGUGAAACUACGGUUGUAAAUCUGAUUGCCACGGACAACAUCGAACACGUCGGAGACAUUGCCUGGCUAAAAUAACAACUCAUAUCGAGGCUUAAAGCAAGUCGUUUCUGUACGAAGGAUCAUCAUGAAGAAAUCAGGAUAUUCAGGUAUUGCCAGGUCCACCAGUGGGAGACUGAGGAGGACAGACAGAGAAGGUUCUUCUUCCAUCACCAGUCCCACACUAAAGAGGUCGUUUGAGGUGGAGGAGUCUGACGUCUCCAUCAACCCCUCCCCUCUGUCCCGUAGGACCAACCUCCGCUCCUCCACCUCCAGCCAGCGAAGCUUCCACGACCUGGGCUCCUCCCGCAACUCUGACUACCCCUCCAGAACCUCACCUUCUGACCCCAACCCCUGCUCUCCCAAAACCAGCCUGAGACGCAUGGAGCUGUCCGGGGGCGUGGUAGGAGGUCGUGCCCUGGAUACAGCCUCCACCCGCCGGACUGAGAUCUCCAUAGAGGUGUCGUCCAAGCAGAUUGACAGCUCGCCCAGCCCGGGUAUCGCCCGCUUCGGCCUGAAGAGGCCCGAGGCCCAGAGCCUUGGUUCUCGAGCCGGAGUCGUCCCAGAGAGCUCCACCAUCUCCAGCUCGGCACACAGACGGGCAGAGAUCUCCCUCUCUCGGCCCCACGAGCCCCCCGGGGCACCCAGGAGGGGGGACUCCCAGCCUCCCUCAGCCACCCGGAUCCCUGACCCCCCUCAGAGGAGGACCGACCCCACCAUGGCCAGUCCUGUGGAGGGCCUUACUUCCAGGAGACCCGAGAUGCCUGUCUUCCGACAGCCAGAGAUGGCAGCACCACCUCCGGUCAGGGUGAUGGAGAACAACAGCCACCCCCCAGCAACCAGUGGCCCCCUGCCCAGCCUGGUGGAGCCCAGGAGCGAGAGGACACAGCCCCCGGUCAGCGAGACGCCUGUUGUCAGACCUAUAGAGAGGUCAGAGGUCACUACCAGCUACAGCAGUAGAGCCAUGUCUGAGGUGGCCGUGCCCGAGAUGAUGCCACCCCCGGCGGUGCCCGCAGCGUGCCAGGCGGAGAAGCCUGUGCCAGGUCCUGGCAUGGGGGACUUCAGCUAUGUGGGCAUCGAUGCCAUCCUGGAACAGAUGCGGAGGAAAGCCAUGAAACAGGGCUUCGAACUCAACAUCAUGGUAGUAGGGCAGAGCGGCCUAGGGAAGUCCACUCUGAUGAACACUCUGUUCAAGUCCAAGGUGAGCCGUAAGUCAGUGCAGGCCACGUCCCAGGAGAAGAUCCCCAAGACCAUCCAUAUCAAGUCUGUCAGCCACGACAUUGAGGAGAAGGGGGUGAGGAUGAAACUAACUGUUAUCGACACGCCCGGCUUCGGGGAUCAGAUCAACAACGAGAACUGUUGGCAGCCCAUCAUGAAGUUCAUUAAUGCCCAGUAUGAGCAGUACCUUCAGGAGGAGAUCAACAUCAACAGGAAGAAGAGGAUUCCAGACUCCCGGGUUCACUGCUGUAUUUACUUCAUACCCCCUACUGGACACUGUCUGCGACCUCUGGAUGUGGAGUUUAUGAGGCGUCUCAGUAAGGUGGUCAAUAUUGUUCCUGUCAUCGCCAAGGCAGACACACUCACCCUGGAGGAGAGGGACUUCUUUAAACAGAAGAUCAGGGAAGAGCUACGUGCCAAUGGGAUCGACGUGUACCCCCAGAAGGAGUUUGAUGAGGAUGCAGAGGACCGGAUGAUUAAUGACAAGAUCAGGGAGAUGAUCCCGUUUGCUGUGGUGGGCAGCGACCAGGAGUACCAGGUCAACGGCAGGAGGCUUCUGGGAAGAAAGACAAAGUGGGGAACCAUAGAAGUUGAGAACAUUGCUCAUUGUGAGUUUGCCUAUUUGCGGGAUCUACUGAUUAGGACCCACAUGGAGAACAUCAAGGACAUCACCAGCAGCAUCCACUACGAGGUGUACCGCGUCCGCCGCCUCAACGAAAACAACACCGCCGUCGCCCAUGCUAACGGUCUCCCCAAACACCACAAUACCUCCCAUGAGAUGUAGAGCCCUGCCCACCAAGUCCCAUGAGCCCUCACUUCCCUCCGAAGCCGCUUCGAUCCUUCCAUCCCGUUAUCCUGCCAUCCCUCUCUCCGCUCCAUUCACUCUCAAUGCCAAACCCUUAUACAGAAGGGAGAAGACAUACACUGGGGGGACUGAGGAGCGUAGUCUUAGCGCCCCCAAGUGGCCAAAUACAGACACAUAGAAUGGACUGUUGAUGCCAAUGCAUUGCCCCUCGAUGAUAACCUGGUCUCUCUGACUAACGUCUACAUUACAUAGAGAGUGAAGCGGGGUGUGUGUGUAAAUGCUAGCUAUCACUUGCAUUCAUUCAGGUUUAACCAGGCUAAGUAAACACUAUUCAUGUACUGCAACCUUAAUCUGUGUGUUUUCAGUUAUUCUGUCGUUCUUUAGGUCCCUCGUCUGUCUGGUUGGUUAUCAAAAUAGCACUGUGAUAUCAGGCCCAUUACAUACAAGCAGUGACAGAAGUGCCCUCAAACUUUUGUUUGGGUAAAAUAUUGAUUUCUCAUCCAUUUUAGUAUAGCCCCUGUAAUACAUUGUUAAUUUGAUUGCUAUCUGAAGGUUCUACAACGUUUAUUUCUGUUCCCUUUGAGAGGGAGUAGUUUAGCCUUGAGAGACUGUAUUCCGAGUAGGAGUGCUGAUUUGGGAUCAGUUUUGCCUUUUAGAUAAAAGAUUACAUGGACAGAGAGACCUGAGCCUAGAUCAGCACUCCUACUCUGAGAUGCUUUAUACACUCGGCCCCAGAACUGUGGUGCUGGAUCCAUCGCGACAGCAGCAGUGGCACAGGACAGAUACUCAGCUAAGUAUUUAGAAGUAUGACACAUAGAAAUCAAAUCUAUUCAUUCUAUGGCAGUUGAUUAAUUUGUCAGAGUUCUGUUUGAUGAUGUCCGAGAAGGGUCAGUUGAAGAUGGUGAACGGGGAGUGUUUCAUUGUGAUGGAAGUUGAUAAUGCUGUUGGAAUGGUCAGGAUUGCAUAAUGUCAGGGUUACAUAAUGUCGGGGGUGGACUGGAGGUUUUGAGUCUAGUGGACAUCGUCGACACGUCUGUAGGGCCAGGAGUUUUUCCCCAUAACUUGAACUGACCAGAAAAACCCUUGAGCCCUUGUAACAGCCUGUUACUAGGACGUUCUCAGAGUCGUCGUUAUAGACUGUAACUAGGGUCUUCUCUGAGUCAUAGUUAUAGACUGUAACUAGGGUCUUCUCUGAGUCGUCGUUAUAGACUGUAACUAGGGUCUUCUCUGAGUCGUCGUUAUAGACUGUAACUAGGGUCUUCUCUGAGUCGUAGUUAUAGACUGUAACUAGGGUCUUCUCUGAGUCGUCGUUAUAGACUGUAACUAGGGUCUUCUCUGAGUCAUAGUUAUAGACUGUAACUAGGGUCUUCUCUGAGUCGUCGUUAUAGACUGUAACUAGGGUCUUCUCUGAGUCGUCGUUAUAGACUGUAACUAGGGUCUUCUCUGAGUCAUAGUUAUAGACUGUAACUAGGGUCUUCUCUGAGUCAUAGUUAUAGACUGUAACUAGGGUCUUCUCUGAGUCAUAGUUAUAGACUGUAACUAGGGUCUUCUCUGAGUCAUAGUUAUAGACUGUAACUAGGGUCUUCUCUGAGUCGUAGUUAUAGACUAACUAGGGUCUUCUCUGAGUCAUAGUUAUAGACUGUAACUAGGACCAUGAGUUUUUCCUGGUAAAGUCACAUGGUCAGGAAACUCCUGGUCCUACACGUGUAUGAUGCAGAGUGAGGGGAACACUCUCCUGUUGUUUCUCUUAUCAUUGAGGAGCCAGUGCUUUAAGCCUUGGGCUGAUGACAGUACAGCGAUACAUGUCCGUCAUCCUAUUGUGGUAAUGGUUAUUUUUACAUGGCUGUGUCGUCAUACAGGUGUUACUGUCAGAAAAUAGAUUUCAAAUGCCCUCAGUGCCUUUUUUUAAUUCCAAAUAAUAGAUGUCAUUUUGGGGUGUUUUUAUAUACAGAUGUUUAAAGAGUGAUUUAAAAUAAAUAGUAUUUAUGCACAUUAGAAUGAUAAAAAUUGUACCACUCAUCCACACGUAGUAGUUGUCCUGAGCCGAGAGCACUUAAUCAGUUUCUACUGCCCAAGUCCUGUGUUUAGGAAAAACUCCUGGUCCUAGCUAUGUGCCAUGUCCCUGUGCCUUGGACAACACCAUUGCCUUCUUAUUUAUUGGAGACUGUCCACUAGCACAUGCUUUUAAACUGGAAGGACAACAGUGACAAUUAAGGCCCUGAGUUUUUCCAGACCAUGUGACCUGACCAGGAUAAUACGCCAUAGCCUAUAACCAGGGACCUGAGUUUUUCCUGGUCAGGCCAAAUGGUCUGGAAAACUCCUGGUCCUAUUACUGAUGUGCUAGCUGGUGCCAAUCACCACAGCAGAAGACAUUUCAUUGUUAUCAAGUCUCUUUAUAUCAGACUGCACCCUGAAACUAAAGUCCUCCUUAAACUCUUAGUUCUCUCUCUUUCUCCCACUUUCUUUUCUCAUGUUCUCUUCUUCCGUUUCUUGGAUAUCAACCAGUAACAGGAAUAUGUGGUGUUUAAAGGUUUUAUGUGUUUCAGUUUCAAACUAUAAUCCUCAACUUCCAAGCGUCAUCAUCGUCAUGCUGUGUCCUGUAUAUUCAUUGUCAGAUACAUUUUUGUACUGGUAUUAAUAAUAACAGAAUUUACCUUUUGAUAUUGUGUUAUUUUCAAGAAAUAAAGAUGAGUUGUAUAUAGUCA